This is a messenger RNA of Penicillium psychrosexuale, 360 nucleotides long. The record is from RefSeq and is a predicted model, not a curated record. Lineage: Eukaryota; Fungi; Ascomycota; Eurotiomycetes; Eurotiales; Aspergillaceae.
AUGAUAUUCUGCCCGUACUCACCCUUCUCACCGAGGUCGCGCGACCGUAAAGCGGCGCUCACCCAAUUCUCACCUGCCUAUUCUUCUUGCACUCGGUCUUUUCAAACCCCAAUUAUCUUGCUCUAUAUACCUCUCCCCCACUUAAACUGGGUGUGGAAAAUAGGGCUUCCCGUCCGCUCAGCCGUACUCAAGCCACACGCCGGUGAGUUAGUAGUUGGGUGGGUGACCACCAGCGAAUCCUCACUGUUCAUAGGCCCCGUUGUAGACCCCUAUACUAAUAAUAUUUUAGAAAUUAAGCUUAACGAGACAUUUGACAUGAUAAGGUCUGAAUUUAUCAAGGCCUGGGGAUCCUCGAGUUAG